GACUUGCUCUCCGUCCGAACUUGACCCCAAACCAUCAAAAUUGGGGCCGAAUAUUCUCAUUUUCCGUGCCGAUGCCAGAUCUUGCGCCUCCAAGGUAUUGCGACAACAAUUGCGACAUCUCUCCACGGCCACCUCAAACUGCCGCCGUCAAUUGUCAUGAUUUAUUCUGCUACUCUACUUCUUCUUUCUUCGAAUCCUAGCCCGUUACCCAACUAGAAAGUCGCAAUCUUCGUCAGUGGCCAUGACGGCAGCAACGACAAAUCCUGACAAUGACUUGCGAGUCGAGGCGCUUGACUUCCACCACCCUUUCACUCCUUACAAUGUCCAACUCCAGUUCAUGAGGGCCGCGUAUGAUGUGCUAGAGAAAGGAAAUGGCCAGGUGGGGAUUUUGGAAAGCCCCACGGGAACGGGGAAAUCCCUCUCUCUGAUCUGCUCGACCCUGACGUGGCUGCGCAACCACAAGCGACAGCAGUAUGAGGCCACGUUCGAAGCGACGGCGGCAGGUAUGGAGGGCGAGCCCGACUGGAUGGUCGAAGCCACGCUGCGGCGGAAGCGAGACGAGCUGGCGAGGCGGUGGGAAGAAAGAGAAGCGCAGCUCGAGCGCGUGCGAGCUCGAGAAAAGGAUUUGGAAGAAAAGGCCGGUCGCGCCAGCAAAAGACAGCGUUUGGACGACGGCGAUGAUGAAGGCCCCUCCUCAAAGGGAAAACGGAAGGCGCUGGAUGAAGAAGCCGAGUUCCUGAUUGAUGACUGGCAUGAUUCCACUGACGGUGUGUCGGAUGACGACCCGUUGUCUCAGUUGAGCAAGGAGACGAGAGCCUUGCUGGCCAGAGUCGGACUCGGCGGAGCAAAGAAGAUUGAGGAGGAAGAGUACGAGGCAGAAGAUGAAAUAAAGGCUAGUCGCGACCUCACGAAACCUAUAUACUACACAUCUCGGACACAUUCGCAACUAACUCAGUUUAUCGCGGAGCUGCGGCGACCAACGUUUCCCCCAUCUAUUCCAUCAGAGUUGCUCUCGAAGGGGGGCCAAGGAGACCGGCAGAGCAAUGAGGUCGUGAAGCAGCUGCCCUUAUCCUCACGGCAAAAGCUGUGCAUCAACCCGGCCGUCUCCCGGCUUGGAUCUCUUUCGGCGAUCAAUGAUCGCUGCACAGAGCUGCAACAAUCAAAAUCAGACGCAAAAUGCGCCUUUAUGCCGAAUGCCGACAACCUGAAGCAGACCCACCAGUUCCGUGAUACCGUCUUGGCAAUGGUCCCCGACAUUGAGGACAUGUACCGGAUAGGAAAGCAGAUACAAGUCUGCCCAUACUACGCCUCGCGGACGGCGAUUCCUGGCGCAGAGGUCAUUACGCUGCCCUACCCACUACUCCUGCAGAAAAGUGCCAGAGAUGCACUCGGCAUCAAGUUGGAGGGGAACGUUGUCAUCAUUGACGAGGCUCACAAUAUUAUGGAUGCCGUGGCAAACGUAUAUGCCGCAGAGAUCUGUCUAAGCGAGCUCAGGAGAGCGAGGCAGAUGCUGGGUGCGUAUGUGAAGAGGUUUGGGAAAAAGCUGAAAGGCGAGAACCGGGUCAUGGUUGCCCGAGUUGGCAGGGUGGUGGAAUCGCUGAGUGAGUGGCUGGAUGGAGCGUCGAGCUCAAAGGUCGAUCAAGGGAUUGCGGACCCCAAUAUGCUCCUAAAGAGCCGCGGCGCAGACCAGACCAACCUGUACAAGCUGAUCCGGUACAUACAGGAGUCCAAGCUGGCAUAUAAGAUCGAGAGUUAUAUGAGCCACGCCGAGAGCGAACAGGACCCUUCGACGGCCAAAAAAGGUACCCGUUCGAGUCCAGUACUCCACACCUUAGUCUCGUUCCUCACGGCACUUACGAACCUGAGUGCCGAAGGCAGGAUAUUCUACGAGAAAAUCGCAGGAAGCCCGCCAGACAUCAAGCUCUCCUAUCUGCUGCUCUCGCCGACGCACGCCUUCUCCUCUAUCGCAUCCAGCGCGCGCGCAGUGAUUCUCGCUGGCGGGACCAUGUCGCCGUUUGAUGACUACAAAGCACAUCUAUUUCCCACUUUUAGCCCAGAGAAGAUCACGACGCUGAGCUGCGGCCACGUCAUACCAUCCUCGAGCCUCUGCGUGUGGACGCUGGCGUCGACAAUGCCGAUACCAGCGGGUAGCAGCAGCAACGCAGCCGCGCCUGACGCCUUCGAGUUCAGCUUCCAGAAGCGCAGCGACCGCACCAUGAUCCGGCAGCUCGGCCUGGCCCUCCUCAACAUGUGCUCCGUCGUGCCUGACGGCGUAGUGGUCUUCUUCCCGAGCUACGGCUAUCUCGACCAAGUCGUGGCGGUGUGGCAGGCCGCCGACCCGUCCCAGCUGCCGUCCAAGCCAGAGAACAGCACCCCCCCCACAAAGCCACUGACGCUGUGGGACCGGCUCACCGCGAAGAAGUUUGUGUUUCGGGAGACCAAGGGCAGCUCGAGCGACGAGGUGCUGCAGAGCUACACCCAGGCCAUACUCUCCCCUCCGCCUCCGAAUCCCAGCAGUGCUGCCGCAUCAGCAGAUCCCAAGCCACGGCAGGCGGGAGCCCUGCUGCUGAGCGUCGUGGGAGGCAAGAUGAGCGAGGGCAUCAACUUUUCCGACCGGCUGGGGCGGUGCGUGGUGAUCGUCGGGCUGCCGUACCCCAACAUGCAGUCGGCCGAGUGGAAGGCGCGGAUCGAGUACAUCGAGUCGUCGACGGUAGCGCGGCUGAUGGCAACGCACACGGAUGCGACCAACGGCAACGGCGGCAACGGCGCGGCGGCGCCCGCAGGAGCGCCACCGACGCGCGAGCAGGCCGUGGCGCAGGCCAAGCAGGUAGCGCGCGACUUUUACGAGAACGCGUGCAUGCGCGCUGUCAACCAGAGCAUCGGCCGCGCCAUCCGCCACCGCGGCGACUACGCCGCCAUCGUGCUCGCCGACCGCCGCUUCGCCACCGACCGCAUCCGCGCCAAGCUGCCGGGCUGGAUCCGCGGCGGCAUGGCGCCGGGCACCGAGGCCAAGGGGCUGCAGGGCCUGAUGGGUGCGAUGAGUGGCUUUUUCCGGGGGAAGAGAGGAGGCGCGGUAGAUUCGUGUAGUUAGGCCAAAAUUCAGCGAGCUAUGUUAUACCUUUUG
Messenger RNA from Lasiosphaeria miniovina, 3124 nucleotides. Its product is annotated as DNA repair helicase. Gene Ontology annotation, molecular function: DNA binding; ATP binding; hydrolase activity, acting on acid anhydrides, in phosphorus-containing anhydrides. Gene Ontology annotation, cellular component: nucleus. Bases 242 to 3091 code for a protein of 949 amino acids. The transcript has 4 exons. Gene Ontology annotation, biological process: nucleobase-containing compound metabolic process; establishment of sister chromatid cohesion. The record is from RefSeq and is a predicted model, not a curated record. Lineage: Eukaryota; Fungi; Ascomycota; Sordariomycetes; Sordariales; Lasiosphaeriaceae.